Labrus bergylta (ballan wrasse) is the source of this 5083-nucleotide messenger RNA. Lineage: Eukaryota; Metazoa; Chordata; Actinopteri; Labriformes; Labridae. The record is from RefSeq and is a predicted model, not a curated record.
CCCAACUUUCCUUAGGAGCACGCGCUGCGUGUCUGGACCUCUUUACGCCACAGGGACUUUGUUUCACUCUGCUUUUCCCCACGAGAUGUUGAUUGUGCUCGUGCGAAGGCACUGUAUCUUCGCCUCACCGUCUCACAAACGAUUAUAGCCUACUAGAGAAACAUUUUCAUUUUCUUAUUGGUCACUGACAACUCCGGAGCCAAUACUCGCGCGCAGAGCGCACAGGUACACACUUCCUCCUGAACAGGGACUGUCAGAGCAGCAUCGGGAUUUUCUAUCUUACUAUUGAUUCUAAUUUGGAUGCAAAAGUGAUCGAUCUGUUGGAAUUGGUUUGUUCAAUGACUUGGAAGACUUGAUCGGGAGUUAUAUUUCGAGAGCUGUUACAAUAAGAGAUUUAAUAAAAAUACACCUUCUGUGCGACUGGAGGUUGGUCAACCAUGCAGUUGGAUGGUCUGUGGACAGUCCACACCCUCCUGGCACUGUCCAGCUUCGCUCUGGGGGACCUGAUGAGCCAUGACCCACUGGCCGCACCCCGUGUUUUCAUUUCCUUCAAAGAGCUGAGAUCCACCGGCACUGCUCAUCACUUCGCCUACCUUCUCAACACUUCAGAUUACCGGAUCCUGCGUAUGGAUGAGGACCAUGAUCGCAUGUACGUUGGCAGCAAGGAUCACAUCUUGUCCCUGGACCUCCAUGACAUCAACAAGGAACCCCAUAUUAUCCACUGGCCAGUGUCUGAACGGAGAAGGAUGGAGUGCCUUGUGAGUGGGAAGGACGCCAAUGAGGAGUGUGCUAAUUUCAUCCGCCUGGUUGAGCCAUGGAACCGGACUCAGCUCUACAUCUGUGGGACAGGAGCUUACAAUCCAGUUUGUACUUUUGUAAACCGCGGACGCAAACCUCAGACGUCCAUGUAUCUGCAGAUGGCCCAGGCCAGAGGAAGGGCUAGCCGCGCAGCUGAACCCAGCGCUGUGCACGAGACACUUGGAUUAAAGGAAGAUAUCUUCCAUUUGGAGCCUGGAAAAGUGGAAUCUGGGAAAGGAAAGUGCUCCUACGACCCGAAGCUCAACAGCGUGUCAGCUUUGAUCAAUGGUGAGCUGUAUGCUGGGGUCUAUGUUGACUUCAUGGGAACAGACUCUGCCGUUUUCCGUACUUUGGGAACAAAGACGGCCAUGCGGACAGAUCAGUACAACUCCAGAUGGUUAAAUGACCCCACUUUCAUCCAUGUCCACCUGAUCCCAGACAGUGCAGAGAGAAAUGACGACAAGCUGUAUUUCUUCUUCCGGGAGAAGUCCUCUGAGAUGGGUCAGACUCCUGUGACCCAGUCCCGUAUAGGACGCAUCUGCCUGAAUGACGAUGGAGGCCACUGCUGUCUGGUGAACAAGUGGAGCACCUUCCUGAAGGCCAGGCUCAUCUGCUCGGUUCCGGGUGCUGACGGCAUGGAGACGCACUUUGAUGAGCUUCGAGAUGUUUACAUACAGCCAACACAGGACACAAAAAAUCCUGUGAUUUAUGGAGUCUUCUCUGUCUCUGGCUCUGUCUUCAAAGGCUCAGCAGUUUGUGUCUACUCCAUGGCUGACAUCCGCAUGGUAUUCAAUGGACCCUUUGCCCACAAGGAGGGUCCAAAUUACCAGUGGGUGGCUUACACUGGGAAGAUCCCCUACCCCCGACCAGGCACAUGCCCUGGAGGUACAUUCACCCCCAACAUGAAGUCCACCAAGGACUAUCCAGAUGAAGUGAUUAACUUUAUGAGGAAUCACCCUGCCAUGUACAAUGCUGUGUACCCAAUACACAAGCGCCCCCUAGUGGUGCGUACCAAUGUGGAUUAUGAGUUCACCACCAUCACUGUGGACCAAGUUGCGGCUGCAGAUGGAAACUAUGAAGUACUCUUCUUAGGAACUGACAAGGGAACAGUGCAGAAAGUCAUUGUUCUGCCCAGAGAUGACCUGCAGACUGAGGAGCUGGUCUUGGAGGAGGUAGAGGUUUUCAAGGUGAGUCCCGACCCCAUUACAACAAUGAAGAUCUCAUCUAAAAGACAACAGCUAUAUGUGUCAUCUACGUUGGGGCUGACCCAGCUGGCUCUUCACCGCUGUGAUGUGUACGGGGAGGCCUGCGCGGACUGCUGUCUGGCCAGAGACCCUUACUGUGCCUGGGAUGGCAAGUCGUGCUCUCGUUACUCUUCCUCGCAGAAGAGGUCUGACCCGUUUAGACGGAGCCGGCGACAGGAUGUUAAGUACGGGAACCCCAUCCGCCAAUGCAGAGGCUUUAACUCUAAUGCCAACAAGAACACUCUGGAGAUGGUGCAGUACGGGGUGGAGGGGAGCAGUACGUUCCUGGAGUGUCAGGCCCGCUCUCCGCAUGCUGUCAUCAAAUGGCAUCUGCAGAGAGAUAACAGUGACCGCAGGAAAGAGAUGCGUUCUGACGGUAGGAUUUUGAAGACAGAGCAGGGUCUACUCCUGCGCUCUCUGCAGCCCUCUGACUCUGGCAUGUACCAGUGUACAGCCACCGAAAAGAACUUCAAACACACGCUGGUAAAGCUGCAGCUCGUAGUGCUGUCCAGUCGGGCUGUCAACAAUGUGCUUGUGGAGGGUGUAGGAGGGCUGCCGUCUGCCCUACAGUCCUCCAGCACCCAGUGGACCCCCAGCUCAGGCCAGUACAAGGACCUGCUGACCAUCCUGAGCCAGCCAGAGAUGAGCCUGAUCAAUCAGUACUGCCAGGACUACUGGCAGUUUGGAGACCCACUGAUGGGCGCCCUCAAGGCCAAAGACCUGAAGGAGCUCAAGGAGCAGAAGAAGCCCCGCAACCGCCGGCAUCAUGGGGAGGAGGAAGAGGACGAGGAGCAGGAGGAGUUAGAGACAUGAGGAGCCCAGCUUUUGUGUCAUAAUCAUCCUCAGCCACCACCACCCCCCACCCUGUGAAAACUGGGAGAGACUCAUUCAGAGUAGCAACGUGAAAAUAUCCACAAUUCCCCAAAAAAGCAAACUGAGAAAAAAAGAGGCUUACAAACAAAUCCCCACACACUUCCUCUCAAGCAGUAAGAUAUAUGAAACACAGUAUUUAUUGUAGGUUGUAUAUAGUCUGAUUCUGUGGAUUUCUUUGUACUUAAAGAAAAAAACAUGCUCUUUGUGUAUAGGUACCCGUGGGGCAAAUAUUAUUGUUAUAAUGGAUGUUGUUAAUUUUAUUGUUGCUGUUACUGUCAUUACAAAACUCAUUGUCAUAGUCAAAUGACCUCUGCGACUGUUAAGAAUGUGUUAUCAGGCAUGUAAGCUGUUAGAAGCGAGCUCUGAGAAGCUCUCUAUUACAGGAAGAUGAGUAGUUGACGAGAGGUGAUGGGAUCUCUGUUGUUUCUUCUUUACUUUGACUCGAUGCCAGGACUUUUUUCAUUUCUGGACACUCCAGGAUUGCCUGUGAUGUUACCUCCAUGUGGCUGCAUGACAGAGACUUGAUAUUAUGAGGGGACCAUAGACACAUGGUCCCAUUUAUAAACGGGAAAUGAGCUUUCCUCCAUUGGAACCCAGACAGUAAGAUGACUGUUUAAAUGUAUUUUGACUGGUGUAACUGGGCCUUCUAAUAGAAAACUGGUGGUGCUGUCCUUUAAUUUUUCUUCUCUGCCCCUCUUGAUUGUGAGGUUGACGUUAAAAUGUGGACAUUCUCAAUUGUACUCUUCAUUGAGUAAUAUGUAGGUUCAUCUGGCUAUUAGACUCAAGUUUAGGGAAGACUAGAUAACUGUAGUUUGAAACAUUUACAUCAAAGGAAAGUAAGCAUCCGAUCUUUUUCUAUGAAACAUAUAAAGACAUAAAACAUGUUUUUUUCUUCAGAUUAACCAUUGUUCGAACUGAGGUUGAGGUGCAAUAAAUGGUCAUGGUUUUGUAUAAAGGGCAUUAUUCUUUUAUUUUUAAGGGACGUUGGCCCAGGCCAAAUCUAAUAAGCACAUAGCAAGUUGAUUUCUGUAAACAAAAAAUAAGGUAAAAGAGAUGCCAGAUCAGGCAGCAAUUAUUAGCUCUAAGCACACAAGGCAUAUUUUGCUCUUUCUUCCUAUGACCUUCAUAUGUGGAUAAAUCAUAUUCCCCCUUUACACAGAGCAUUGUAACAAUGUUGUGACAUUAACCAAAAUAUUGGGAAGCUGGCUUUCAUUGUGUGCAUGAACCUGUAUUUGUACUGUAAUUCUGUUAAGAAACUGUGUGGUCUUUUUUUUUUCAUCUCUAUGGGUGUACAGUUUGGUCUCCAAGGGACAUUUUGAGUGCAGGGGAAAAUCAGCAAGACAAGUGCUUUAAAUAUGUCUUCAAUUAAAAUUUCCUCUGUUAGUGGCACCACAAGAUACACUUUUUCAUUUUCUUUCAAUACAUUAGCUAUGAAUAGAAAUUAACUGAUGUGAUCAUUACUGAUCAUGUGGAAAGUAUCAUUUUAAAAAUACAAAAGCAUGAUGUUGUAGAAGACGAGUUAUUAAAGGUGAGUUAGAGGUUUUUUUAUUUUUUAUUUUUAUACCCAACUUCUCAUUCAACAACCUAUACGUUCAAAAACUGAUUUGUCAGGAAUUAAAUUUAAAAGCAUUGUAAAAAAAAAAAAAAAAAAAAAAAAAAAAGAGAGAGAUUAUAAAAACAGCUGAAACAGUUUACAUUUUAAAGGCUUUCAAAUCACCUUGUCAAGCAUGUCCACAUCCUGUAUAAACCUGCUUUGAAAGCUUCUGGGAAAAUGUAUCCAUAAUUAAUACAGGGGAACAACUGUCUGUCCACAGCUAAUACAGGCAAAAAUGCAAAGAAAGGUUGUACAAUUUGUUAGUAUUUUUUAAAUAUGUGUCAGUAGUUUUGAGUGUUUUGUUUGUUUUGUAUUUUUGCAUCAUCUUCUUUGAGGAAAAAAAAAGAAAAAACACUAAAUGCACAGAGGUGAUUUUAUUGUUAUGACUUGUGUAAAUUGCUCUAUCUCCCUUCUCCAUUGUUGUUGCUGACUAAUAAAUUAAAAGCUCUAUAUUUUAUAAGAACGGAAUGCUCCCCAUCCCCCCUUCAUUGUGAUUGGCUUGAUAUCUGAUGUUGUCCAUGUUCUGCCCAGAGCCAUCUGGAUCCCUGGAAUAAAGUUGUAACUGUUCAAGAGA